This is a messenger RNA of Colletotrichum spaethianum, 1269 nucleotides long. RefSeq lists its product as uncharacterized. NCBI's taxonomy places the organism in Eukaryota, Fungi, Ascomycota, Sordariomycetes, Glomerellales, Glomerellaceae. The transcript has a single exon. Bases 1 to 1269 code for a protein of 422 amino acids. The record is from RefSeq and is a predicted model, not a curated record.
AUGGACGCCCUCAAGAACAUCGUCAACAAUGUCCCCGAAUGGCUGGACCGCCUGGACCAGCUCGGGGAACAGAUCGAUCAGCGCCAGAUCGAGCUUGCAGCGCUCGGCGCCGACAAGUCGUCGCGAUCAAUCAAGAACCGCGGAUCUACCGAAUCCCUCAAAUUGAAAGACGAAAUACCCGAUGCCAUCUCCCCACCCGCUGACGGAGCUCCCACGAAAGAGGCAAGCGCACAACGACCCGUUGUGGUCACGACGCCAAUCAAAGAUGGGCCGACGACAAACGAUGAGCCUUCCAGCCCUAGCAGCGGAACACCUUCAGCCCUCAAAAAGCAAACUCGACAAGCAAUGGCUUUGGCACAAGCUCGCGCCCGUGCUGUUGUCGAGAAGAGACCUCGUCCGGACUCAGUCAUGUCAACCGAAGAGGACGCUCCGGCCAAGUACCGCUCGCGUAAACUCGUCCUCGUCUACUACGACUCAUACGUAGAAAGCUUCUUCGAGGAGCUGGUCAAAUUUGUAUCGGCAAGCCGGAACUUGAUGCGGAAGGCGAAGAUGGCAGCAAAGGUGGCUACAAUACGCCGGCUGGCGGAACGAGAGCAGCCUGAGGAAGACGACGCGAUCAGUGCUGGGGAUCUUCAGCCCGACACCACUGACGGUGCUGGCGCCGCCUCCGAUGCGUUACCUUCUUUGCGGUACAUGAGCACAAGGCGGAUGGGUCCCAACGGUCGGAAGGGACCUACAUAUACACGAGCUGGCCAGGGUGAUGCCAUGAUGAGCGACAGCGGGCCGGACGCCUACGACGAGCUUGACAAGUGCCUUGAGUACAUUCAAAACCAGUCUGAACGUGCCGCUCACCAAUUUCUGCGCGAUGGAGAUUGUACGGAGGAGAUCGGCAACAUUCAACGGCGGCUUGCGGAGACCAAAGAGCUGGCCAAAAAGGAGAUGGAACGAGUCGAGAAGGAAGAGCCCGAGCUACUAAAGGCCACCAGCGAGGCGAAUAAGGUGCGGACUCUUCGACCGACGAGCAUGCGCCGGGAGCUCACGGCCGGCAAGGACAGCAACCCGCCCAUCACGCCCAUGAAGGUUGAGGUUGACUCCAAGCUCGAGGCGGAAAGCAAAACGUCGGCCACCCAGACGGUUGAAGUUGACAUGUCCAAGCCUCUAGAGGCGGACGAUACGCCCAUCGAGGCGGAUGAUGAGGGAAUUGACGACAUGGAAAUCACAUUGCCACCAAGGUUGAAUUAUCGAUCUACCAGGGCGAUGCGGGGCUGA